Messenger RNA from Lactuca sativa (garden lettuce), 771 nucleotides. RefSeq lists its product as uncharacterized. Lineage: Eukaryota; Viridiplantae; Streptophyta; Magnoliopsida; Asterales; Asteraceae. The record is from RefSeq and is a predicted model, not a curated record.
ACAGAUUUUCUCUCUCUAUAUGUAUAUAUAUACUUAGACCCGUGAGUGUAGUAGUAGUAGUAGUGAUAAACAUUGCAGUUAACAGAAAAAAAAUGGAGGAUAACAAUGGAGAAAGAUCGCCGGUCGCCGGAGAAGACGGUGAGUAUAAGGCGGAGGACGUGAGCGAGGAGGUAGACAGCAUGGUGAGGUGGUUGUUCUCGAUGGAAAAUGACGACGAGGUAAAUGCGAUUGAGUUAUCGAAGUUUCUGGAAGCUUCAGCGGAGAAGACGCAUCCGAUGAAGGUGAAGAUCAUCGACGAUCCUUGCUGGCAUCCGGUGAUUUUUCAGACUGCGGCGUCGUACAUUACGAUUAAUGGUAAUGAGGAGCUGUGUGGAUCUUCGUUUUCGGAUUCGGAUACUUCGUAUAUGGCGGGGAUAGCUGGUGGAUGUGGUUUUGUGUUUGGUGACGGUGGCGCGUGGGAAGGUGUUGGGGAGGAGACGCGUGGGUGGAUAGAGGCGGAGGAUGGGAGUUGUUUGGUCAAUGCUUCGAGUAAUGGUUACUGUGACGAUGACAUGCUGGCGAAGUUUUUAGGCGAUGAUGUUGGGCAGACGCUGUGCGAGUAAGUGUAAUGCACGCGCCGUUGAUGGGGUUUGGGGUUUUAGUUAGGGUUUUUGAAUAUGGGGUUUUUUAGGUAAGAAAAUUGUACAAAGUUUGACAUAGAAGAAAGAAUUAAAACAAUGGAAACGUGAAAGAGGACAUGUACUAAAAUUGGAAAUGCUUGUUUUGGUUGCA